AUGCCUAAAAAGAAGGGUAAAGGAAAAAAAGUGAAGAAGGAGAAAGCAUCGAAAGUUUCAGAUGUGACGGCACCCAGCGCCUCUCUUUGGGAGGCUCGGUUGGAAGCAGCGGAAAAACUUAAGCAAGAAUACAAAGAGAAUGCUCACAAACUUCUGAUGGAGAAUCAUGCUCUGCAGUCAAAAAUGCAACAGACAGAAUGGGAAACGAUUGAUGUAAUCAAUUUCAUGAAAAAACAGAAUGGAGACAGAGAAUCCAAGAUGGAGAGGUUACAGAAUCAAGUGACGGAAUUGAAAGUUCAACAACAGGAAAAAAUUGAAUCCUUGACUUUUAGUUUUCAUCAACGGAUAAACGACCUAGAAGAUAAAUUGAACGCCAAAACUCGAGAAGCUGAUGUCUAUCACAAUGAACUGAAAUUGGUGCAGGAAUUCCGGAAGAAAAGAUGCGAAAUGGAAAAAGAAAUCAAGGAGUUAAAAGAGGUUCUUGAGAAAAAUAUAGAUGCUCACCAAAAAGAAUUGGCACAAUGCGAGAAAAAAUUUCUUGAAGAAAAGUAUCAAGUCCAGCAGGAAUCAAGUCAAAAAAUUGCAGACCUUGCCGAGAAAGCACACCAAGAAGCCAUAUUAAACAUGGAUGAUACCACAAAGCUGGUGUACAAAGAGAAUAUCCGCCUGACAGAGGCUCUCAAAUAUCACAUGGAAGAGACAGAAUACCUGAAAAAAUCCAAUGAGGGUUUCAUAAAAGACAAGGAAAAUAUGACGGGCAUGUUAAAAGAUCAAAAAUUGUUGCUUCACAAAAAAGUUGUUGAAAACAAAAAAGUCAAAUCACUAAAUUCCAAGUUGGUUAUGAAGAUUGAUAUUCUGGAGAAGUCUCUGCAUCAUAUGAUGAAGGAAUUUGAGAACCAGAAAGAAGUUUGCACAAAGGAAUCUAAUCAGGAGAUCGAAGUAUGUAAAUCAGAGAUUGAACGCCUAAAGCAAAUUUUGGAAUUAAAGGCAAAAGAAAUGAACAAAGUGAAGAGAUUGGCUCGCAGCAUUCUUGAACAGAGGACAGAAUUGGAAACAUUCUUCAUUGAAGCUAUAAAUUAUGUAAAACAUGAAAUUGGAAAGAAUCGACAGAAUUACAUUUAUGAAGCCAAACUUGCAUAUCAGCAUAAAAUGUUAGAAGCGGCUUUAGGGAGAACAGAAUAUCCCAAAAUACGAACCUUUAAUCAAUUGAUACACAGUACAAAUGAUGUGUACAAUGAUUUUGAAACAGCAGAAAUUUUUGAUAACCUAGACAAAGAAAUUGCAAUUAGUGACUUGACUUGGGAACAAAAGGAACGUGUCUUGCGAUAUAUGUUUGCUAAAAUGAAUGGUUACUACAACAAAACUUCGGCACCAAAAUUGGCUCCCCAGCCAAAUGUAAAUUCCAAGAAGAUUCUCAGUUUAAUGGAUUCAAAAUCCAAGCCAGCUGAACCAACAUUUCUGACUCAAACCAAAUUUGAUCAUGGCACUCAGUUAAUUUUCACUGUGUGA
Molecule: messenger RNA, 1509 nt
Organism: Acanthosepion pharaonis
Lineage: Eukaryota; Metazoa; Mollusca; Cephalopoda; Sepiida; Sepiidae
Source: the annotation of a GenBank genome assembly